AUUUUAGUUACAUCAUGACAAUACAUUAUCUGGUAAUUAAUUACCAUUUUUUUAUUUAUAAUAAUAGUAAACGCAAACUCGCGACUAUAAUAGUAAACGCGAAUUCCGAAUUCAUUACCCAUUUUCUUCCGUGAUAGCGAUAUUUUAUCUGAACUCUUUAAAUUCAUUUCUCGAUAGACCAACUAACACUCACGCGCAAUCGUUUAUCACAAGGCAUCUGCUCUUGCGAUUAUUAUUUAUAAAAGUUAGUAUAACGGAUAGAGUAAUAAUUCAGUAGAUUUAAUUUAUCGAGUUUAUAUUUAAAAUAAAAAAAUACAGUGAAAAAUUCGAAGAAGUGCAGUUAGGGCGCGAAUACUCUCAAAAAAAUAACAAAAAUUACAUCGUUGGAACCACACUAAAGCAUUGUGUGUACUAUUGUAUUGUAAGAAUACUUACCGGUCACAUGUGACUGAUCACACGUUACUUUCCUUAAGAAAGGUGAUUCAAUAAUGGCACACGAUGAUAACGUAAACGUGCACACUCACUUGUACCUAUGUAUAUAUUUUUCGGUUGUUCGCACAAAGUCAAUUAGAGUCAGGUUGUAUCACGGCCGAGGUAGUAAACCCUCGCGUAAAUCAACGAGAAUCAAAAGAUUUGUCGAUCCGUUUUUUUCGUGCAAUAACAAAACCACAUGUCGACAACAACGCGUCCGUAUUGCCAUCAACUUCUUGAUUCUGGCAAUCAUACAGCCGUACUUACGGAUGUCACAGACGCUGAACUUUCCCGUCAACCUACCUCGAACAAUCAUGAUGAAAGAUCGGAACCUGGUGGUUGGACUAUUAUACUCGUUCUCGCAGGUGUUACUAGUUGCCUUGGAUCAGCAGUUCCAGCAGGAUUUAACAUAGGAGUAGUAAAUAAUGCAGUUCAUUUGAUAACAAGGUUUUGCAAUGAAAGUAUUAGAGAAAGAUACGAUGUCGAUAUUUCCGAUAAUGGUCUAAGAGUAAUAUGGUCUGUCGUUGUUUCAAUUUUUCUUAUUGGUGGUGUAACUGGCUCGUUUCUUGCCAGCUGGUUAGCAGAUAGAUAUGGUAGAAAAAAGACACUUUACAUUGGAAACAUAUUUGGCAUUAUAGGAGCUGUAAUGUUUUUCUUAGUGCGUUUGUUAAAUUCAAUUGAACUACUUUUAGUAGGUCGAUUAAUUGUGGGCCUCUCUGGAGGUGUCGCUACAUGUGUAGUACCAAUGUACAUGGCAGAAAUAGCACCUCUCAGAUUGAGAGGUGCUGUUGGCGUCCUCUGUCAAUUAGGACUUACAUGUGGAGUGUUUUUAGGUCAAAUUGCAGGACUCGAUACAGUUCUAGGAACUGAAACUUCUUGGCCAUUUAUGUUAGGAUUAUUUAUUCCGCUAUGCGUGUGUGCCUUAGUACUUACAAUUGUUGUUUUACCAGAAAGUCCCAAGUAUUUGUUUAUAAUUAGAGAGCAGAAACAAAAGGCUUUGGACGAACUCAGGAGGAUACGUAAUAUGGACACAAUGCUUCUACAAACGGAAAUUUCGAAUUUAAACCAAGAAAUAGAGAAGAAAACAACAUCUGAACCUUGGACUAUCAAACGCAUAAUGAUGGAUCCCAGUUUGAGGCUCCCUUUAUUUUUAGUUUGUCUAAUACAAUUUGGACAACAAAUGAGUGGUAUAAAUGUUAUUUUUUAUUAUUCAAACUCUAUAUUUCAUGAUGCUGGACUUGGUACUGCUGGAGCGCAAUAUGCUACUCUUGGAACUGGUGUGAUUAAUAUUGUUAUGGCUCUUGUUUCUGUACCAGUAAUGUCAUCUUUAAACAGGAGAUGUGUCUUCCUUAGUAGUAAUUAUUUAUGUUUUGGAUGUUUGGUGAUUUUAUGUAUUUCCAUCCAAUUAAUUCGUGUAUCAUCGUGUAUGCCAUUUGUGUGUAUAGUAUCUAUACUGGCUUAUGUGUUAUUUUAUGGAAUUGGUCUCGGUCCAAUACCAUACUUCAUUGGAUCUGAAUUAUUCGACGUUGGCCCCAGACCAAUAGCUAUGGCACUUGGCAGUGUCUUUAAUUGGGGUGGAAAUUUUUUAGUUGGAAUGAUGUUUCCAAUAAUAGAUCUGAUUAUAGGAGCAUAUACUUUCUUAAUAUUUGCUGGAUUUCUUUUAAUUUUAGGACAAGUUAUUAGGAUAUAUUUACCUGAGACCAGAGGUAGGAGUACGAUGGAGAUCGCGUCAUCCGUAAGUCAAGGUUUUAAGUCCAGACCAAAUGAAACGUAAAUUGAACACUAUAAUUUUACAUAAUAUACAUAUAAUUAUAUGGAUAAUAACAUAUGUAUAAUAACAUAUAAUUAUACAGUGCACUAUAA
Hylaeus volcanicus is the source of this 2334-nucleotide messenger RNA. RefSeq names its product solute carrier family 2, facilitated glucose transporter member 1-like. Gene Ontology annotation, biological process: monosaccharide transmembrane transport. The transcript has 8 exons. The record is from RefSeq and is a predicted model, not a curated record. NCBI's taxonomy places the organism in Eukaryota, Metazoa, Arthropoda, Insecta, Hymenoptera, Colletidae. The coding region runs from base 671 to 2245 and encodes 524 amino acids. Gene Ontology annotation, molecular function: hexose transmembrane transporter activity. Gene Ontology annotation, cellular component: membrane.